GAGCGGGCAGUGCCGCGCCCGCCGCCGCGCGGACCGCGCCGCUGGACGCGCCAGCCAUGAACGUGCAGACGCUCGAGACUCUGACGCUGAAGCGCGAGAUGGUGCUGGCCAUCCAGUCGUCGUGGAGCGACUUCGUCCACACUGCGGGCUCGAAGCAGGCGGCGGGCGAGGUGGUCUUCGGCGCCCUGUUCGAGGCCGCGCCCGCGAUGCAGAAGAUGUUCGGGCCCAUGUCGGUGCACGCGGUGAGAUUUGCUGCUGGUCUGGACAGCCUUGCGGCCGCUGCUGGUAAGCCAGCUGAGCUGAAGGAGUCGGUGGAGGCCAUGGGCUUCGUGCACAUGUCCUUGGACAUUACGGUUGACAAGGCAGAGGUGUUCCGAGAGGCCCUGCUGAGCGCCAUGAGGUCGGAGCUCCAAGAGCGCUUCAGCCCGCAGGCUGCGCUCGGGUGGCACAUGCUCUUCAAUUACUCCUCCGGAGCCAUCGUGUACACGAGCGGCACCGGGCCGCCCGCGGGCGCCGGCGAGCGGCUGCCCCUGCAGGGGCCGCCCGCGCCCCGCCAGCUCGAGCGUCCUGAGCGCAAGCAACCCGCCAGCCAUUUCUUGGGCGCGAGUCUCUGCCUCCGCGAGAUCACCUCUGGCAGGGUCCGCUCAUGGAUGCGCGAUGCGUCCCACGACAAGUGCGUGGCGAUGCUGGACGAGCAACUGGCGCCUAACCGUCUCGUCCCAGCGGAGGCGAGCAAGCUCGAAGGUAUCCUCGAUGUCGCUGCUCAUGCAGCGUUCGGCGAGCUCUGUCGGCCAGCCUUUGCUCCGUUCUAG
Molecule: messenger RNA, 812 nt
Organism: Prorocentrum cordatum
Lineage: Eukaryota; Dinophyceae; Prorocentrales; Prorocentraceae
Source: the annotation of a GenBank genome assembly